Coregonus sp. 'balchen' is the source of this 34386-nucleotide messenger RNA. NCBI's taxonomy places the organism in Eukaryota, Metazoa, Chordata, Actinopteri, Salmoniformes, Salmonidae. The record is from the annotation of a GenBank genome assembly.
AUUCAAGAUGGCAGCCUAGUGUGGAGAAGUGUAAUGCGGUUAUUAUGUAAACAUGUCACUUUUGAGACUGUGUGCCUUACCAAAGUGUCUGAGUGGUCGAAUACUGUUGGAAAUAAGUGUUCGUCGUGUGUCAAAUGCUGACCGUUGCCACUACUUUCUUACACACCGGAAUAACGUUGAAAGACGAAUAUCAGGUAUAUCUUGUGUUGUCCCUCGCUCUAGCUAAGUUAAGUCAACGGGACGGGUGCUCAAACAUGCAGAAUUCAUAAUUCAGACAGUGCUGUCAGACCUGGAACGCGCACUGAAUAUCACUUGUGAUAUAUCUCAAUGUAUACAGCUUGUUUGUAACGUUAGCUAAAUUAACUGACCAGCCACCCCCUCAAUCCUGUCGUGGUUUUUGUAGCCAUGUAGCUAGCUAGUUAACUUUGAAACAGUUGUUAGCUAGCGAUCAUAUCAUGGGUGACGUUACAUUACUUACAUCAGAGGUCGUUGGCUGAUGAAAAUGCCAAUAUAUACAUUUAUUUUCAAGACUUUGCUAAUCCGUACUAAAUGGCAAAUUACUUGACUCAAGUCAACCAUCUACCUAUGAGUUGGAAUGUUUUGAAAUAGCACAUUUUGUCCAUGAGCCAGACCCCCACAUUUGGGCUGUCAUGUCUCAUAGUGAUUUGUUUUGAAGGUCCAUGUCCCUAUAGUUGGAAAAUGUGUCAUAGCAGUGCAGCAAUGGCAGCUUUCUCUGUGUUAUCAGUCUUUAUUUCAUUCCUCCAUCACAUUCAUUUUCCCCCCACCUUUAUUUAACCAGGUAAGCCUAUGACAAACUAUGGCAGUAUACAACAAGCUAUUGCUCGCUUAUAUCCUUUAAUCAUUGGACAUUUUAGAUUCACAAUUAUCCAUCAGACACAUUUUCAGAAAGUUCAGGUUAACAGAAUUGUUUUACCUCUAGGGUAUAUAUCAGAAUUACCCGUUUAAAUGGCUUUAAAACAGAAACCCUGAUACAUUUAAAACUUUGUAUGACAAGUGGUUCUGAAAGGUCAUGAAAUUACCUUUCAAAUGAUAUGUAAUAUAACCAACUUUGAAAGCACCAGCUACAGCUAUUGUUUAAAAAUCGCCAAUAUUGUGCCAUUGACAUUAGAAUGUUGGGAGCUUAGCCAUAGAAAUCCAUGUAAUAGGGCAGCUAUGUUUUUGGAUUGUAACUUUGGUGAAAUAGGCACCAAAUUGCACAUACAGAGCAAGAACAGGGUUUAAAAAGAUGUGUAGAUACAGGUCUAUCACAGAAUUCACUCAUUAGCCCCACAGAAGCCCUUUCCAAUAUGGCUGCCAAACAACUCAAUGGGCUCUUAUUUCACAAUUUCGCAUGACUGUACCUGUAUGAAAUAUAAUUGUAGUAUGCCCAAAAAUAUAUUGAAAUGUUAAUAGUGAUGUAUAAUACACAACCACAUGAGCCAGGUGUGCUAUAUAUAUAAGGAUGUUAAAUAAUUAUACAUUGCUUUGAACAUUUCAAUAUAUUUCUGGGCAUACUACAAUUGUAUUUCAUACAGGUAUGAUCAUGUGGCGUUGUCCAAUAAGACCCCAUUGAAUUGUAUGGUGGACAUAUUGGAAAAAGGCUUCUGUGGGGUUAAUGGGUGAAUUCUGUGAUGGCCCUGUAUCUACAAAUCUAUUAAAAACCCUGUUCUAGCUGUGUGUGUGCAAUUUGGUGCCUCUGCCACCAAAGUUAAAAUCCCCAAACAUUGCUGCCACAUUACAUGGAACUUUAUGGCUACGCUUCCAACAUUCUAAUGGCAAUGGCACAAUAUGGUCAAUUUUUAAACAGUAGUUGUAGCUGGUGCUUUCAAAGUUGGCUAUAUUAUAUAUAAUUUGAAAGGUAGUUUCAUGAUCUUUCAGAACCACUUGUCAAACAAAGUUUAAAAUGUAUCAGGGUUUCAUUUUAAAAGCCAUUUAUACAGGUAAUUUUGAUAUGUAUGAGGUCAAAGAUCAAAUUACUGUUGACCUGAACAUUCCAAAAAUAUGUUUGAUGGAUAACUGUGAAUGCAAGCUUUCCAAUAAUAUUUGAUUAAAGGGUAUACGUGAGCAAUAGCUUGUUGCAAACUGACAUUGUUGUCAUAGGGUAAAAUCCCUGACCGACCACCCCUGGUUCAUGUACUAAUUGACGUCCACAUGCUUCUGCCUAAGGAGCCUGGGCCCACCCUAAAAUAUUGCCUGCAAAAAAUGUUUUUGCACAUAUACAGUACCAGUCAAAAGUUUGGACACACUUACUCAUUCAAGGGUUUUUCUUUAUUUUUUACUAUUUUCUACAUUGUAGAAUAAUAGUGAAGACAUCAAAACUAUGAAAUAACACAUAUGGAAUAAUGUAGUAACCAAAAAAGUGUUAAACAAAUCAAAAUAUAUUUUAUAUGUGAGAUUCUUCAAAGUAGCCACCCUUUGCCUUGAUGACAGCUUUGCACACUCUUGGCAUUCUCUCAACCAGCUUCAUGAGGAAUGCUUCUCCAACAGUCAUGAAGGAGUUCCCACAUAUGCUGAGUACUUGUGGGCUACUUUUCCUUCACUCCAGUCCAACUUAUCUCAAUUGGGUUGAGGUUGGGUGAUUGUGGAGGCCAUGUCAUCUGAUGCAGCACUCCAUCACUCUCCUUCUUGGUCAAAUAGCCCUUACACAGCCUGGAGGUGUGUUUUGGGUCAUUGUCCUGUUGAAAAACAAAUGAUAGUCCCACUAAGCGCAAACCAGAUGGGAUGGCGUAUCGCUGCAGAAUGCUGUGGUAACCAUGCUGGUUAAGUGUGCCUUGAAUUCUAAAAAAAAUCACAGACAGUGUUACCAGCAAAGCAUCCCCACACCAUCACACCUCCUCCUCCAUGCUUCACGGUGGGAACCACACAUGUGGAGAUCAUCUGUUCACCUACUAUGCGUCUCACAAAGACACGGCGGUUGGAACCAAAAAUCUCACAUUUCGACUCAUCAGACCAAAGGACAGAUUUCCACCUGUCUAAUGUCCAUUGCUCAUGUUUCUUGGCCCAAGCAAGUCAAUCAAUCAAUCAAUCAAAUUUGAUUUAUAAAGCCCUUUUUACAUCAGCAGAUGUCACAAAGUGCUAUACAGAUACCCAGCCUAACACCCCAAACAGCAAGCAAUGCAGAUGUAGAAGCAAGUCUCUUAUUCUUAUUGGUGUCCUUUAGCAGUGGUUUCUUUGCAGCAAUUCGACCACGAAGGCCUGAUUCACGCAGUCUCCUCUGAACAGUUGAUGUUGAGAUGUGUCUGUUACUUGAACUCUGUGAAGCAUUUAAUUGGGCUGCAAUCUGAAGUGCAGUUAACUCUAAUUAAGUUAUCCUCUGCAGCAGAGGUAACUCUGGGUCUUCCUUUCCUGUGGUGGUCCUCAUGAGAGCCAGUUUCAUCAUAGCACUUGAUGGUUUUUGCGACUGCACUUGAAGAAACUUUUAAAAUUCUUGAAAUGUUCCGUACUGACUGAUCUUCAUGUCUUAAAGUUCCUCUUUGCUUAUUUGAGCUGUUCUUGCUAUAAUAUGGACUUGGUUUUUUACCCAAUAGGGAUAUCUUCUGUAAACCACCCCUACCUUGUCACAACACAACUGAUUGGCAGAAACGCAUUAAGAAGGAAAGAAAUUCCACAAAUUAACUUUUAACAAGGCACACCUGUUAAUUGAAAUGCAUUCCAGGUGACUACCUCAUGAAGCUGGUUGAGAGAAUGCAAAGGUGUCAUCAAGGCAAAGGGUGGCUACUUUGAAGAAUCUCAAAUAUAAAAUAUAUUUUGGUUUGUUAAACACUUUGUUGCUUACUACAUAAUAUAAUAUAAUAUGCCAUUUAGCAGACACUUUUAUCUAAAGCGACUUACAGUCAUGCGCGCAUAAAAACAUUUUUGUGUGUGGGUGGUCCCGGGGAUCGAACCCACUACCUUGGUGUUACAAGCGCCGUGCUCUACCAGCAGAGCUACAGAGGACCACAUGAUUCCAUAUGUGUUAUUUCAUAGUUUUGAUGUCUUCACUAUUAUUCUAGAAUGUAGAAAAUAGUAAAAAUAAAGAAAAACCCUUGAAUGAGUAGGUGUGUCCAAACUUUUGACUGGUACUGUAUAUAUAGUAAUUCUCUGUUUUUGUCAAAGUAAUGCUCACAACCGUCUUCUAACAGAGCCACCAUGGACAUCACAACGAAGACAUGUCUCAGCUCUGAUCCCAAAGAAAGAGGAUGGUAAAAAACGAGUAUGGGAACAAUCUCAGCUGUUAGAUGGUUUGUAAUGAAUUCCUUUUAUCAUGCAUGUGAUCCCUCAAAUGCUUUUAUAUGUUUGUUUUCUAUUAUAUCACAAUGCUAGUAUUUUCUCUCUCCCAUUUUGUUUUGCAGUGCUUGAAGCCAGAAUCCAGCAACUCCAAUCUGACAUCGUUCUAGAUGUCCAACAUGCAAAGGUACAAUUUGUCAAAGCUACCAAGUCAGGGAGAGGGGCUUCUUCAGGGAAGAGUCACAAAAAAUGUUCUGGGGAGAGGACUGAGGUGCCCACGGUGGGACAGACUAUUAGUAAGGGAGGGGGACAGACUGGUAAGGGAGGGGGCAAAGAUGCUUCAGCCUCCAAAUCCCGCUGGAUGGAGAAACUGAGUCAGGAGAAGAAGACUAAAACAAAGAAACUGAAGCAGAAGCUAGGCAUAGAGAAUAAACCUGUGAAAAGCAGAAAAGGCAAACUAAUGCUACCAGGUACCUCACAAAAAAACAUAUUGACAAAAGCAGGAAAAAAGACUGCAUCAACCUCUAAAAAGAGCAAGACUCUGAAAAACCAAGAGCCAACUGUGGCAGCUGCACCGGUUGCUGCUGCAACUGUGCUUAUUAGAAAAGCCAAACGAAAGGGGAAAGCCUCAAAGGAGCCAGCUCCUGAGUUGUCUGAGGCUGAGGCCAGGGACCAGGAGCUGGCUGAGCUGGAGAGGAAGGCAGAGGCCAAGGCCCAGGAGAUGGCUGAGGUGGAGAAGUUAGAGAGGAAGCUUAACCAGUGGGCUAUGUCAGCCAGCCCGAAGCUCGUGCAGGAUAACAGCGAGGACGGGGUGUACAGGGACGUCCAGACUAGUGUGCAGUGCUACCUGGAGGCCUGUGUGUUCUGUGGCGACAUCGACCGAGCCCACCACCUCCUGCUCACUCACCACCGCAUGAUCAGCCGGCGCAACCUGCUCAACAUAGGACUCUACAACAUCAUGAUGAGGGUCUGGGCCAAAAAGGUAAGUGCUGCUCACUCUUGUAUUAGAAUUGUAGAAUUCUAAUACAUUUUAGAGACUUGUGUAGAAAUUCUGCAUUACCUCCUUAUUCUCCAUGUGGACAACUACAGGGCUCUUUGAACCAGAUUGGGCGUAUGUUCAUUCUGGUAGAAGAGGCAGGUCUGAAGCCUAACCUCAGCUCCUACUGUGCUGCAUUGGAGUGUAUGGGCCGAACCCCUAACUGUUCUCCAAAGGUCAUCAACAGGUAGGCUAACCCACAGACACAGCCAUUUACAGACCUUAACUCAUUACUGUAACUCUAGGUUCAUCUGGAACUUUUUGACAUUAGGUAAAUAUGAUAGUAUUUGACUGUAAAACAAAACAAUGCCCAGACCUUCAAGACUGCAUUGGAAAGUGGGCUUAGAAUGUGUAAGAGAAUUGGUUGUUGUCUUGGAUGAUCAUUACUAGAUGGCCAGUGCAUGUGUAGCCAGAGUUUCCCACUAGAUGUCAGACUCUCCUAUUAGCUUUGCGGUUCAUGUUUCUCUUUAUUCUAGCUUCCUCUGUGAUCCAGUGUUAACGAGCGUGUCUAGACAUACUGGGAUUUCAACACUGUUUAAAUAUGAGAUCAUCAACAUUUCUGGCCUUAUUUUUUUCUACCGCUCUACCCUGGCUAGCACCUGGCCACUCAAUACCCUCUAGUCUAGAGGAAGCUGCCAUUAUAGUUCCUGUAAUACGUUGUUGACUGGGGCAUUGUUGAGGGCUGAGCACGUGGGCCAGCUGUGUGUGGAGAGGUGUUAUGGGUGCCAGCGAAGCGUCUUUCCUGGAAGUGAGGAGGCACUGGGCAGGACAAGUGUUGUAGUCCAGCCUCCCUGACCCCUCAUUUCCUGCUCUCCUCCAUCACUAUCUAUGGGCCUAUUGUGGUCUCCACAGUAACCAAGUGGAGGAAAGUGUUUUCAAGUGGACUGGUUAUUAUCUGCACAUCCUUCACCAUGUUGUUUUAUCAAUGGUCAAUUCAACCUUCUGGCAUAUCUUUCUAUGCUCCUGCUAUGUAGUGUUUUCAACUGUCUCGACUCUUGACCAACUGAACGGAAGCUUGGGAAGUUGUGAAUACUGUAGCAGAGUAGUUGAUGAGUGUCAGGAUAGCAGCUACUGUCUCAUCCAGGUGACUCAUUCAAUCUAGCCUUUUCUCCUCAAGGACAGCAGAAUGGAUGGUGGUCAGUACGUAAGGCAUUCUGAAUGAGAAGUCUCCAAUGAUGAGUGAUAUUGAGUUUAGGCCAGUAGCAGUGUCAGUGACUGCAUGCUUCCUCCAGACAGAUUUAUUGCAUAAAAUUUUGAAUGGAGGCACACAUUACCUCAAUUACCUCGACUAACUGGUGCCCCCGCACAUUGACUCGGUACCGGUACCCCCUGUAUAUAACCUCGCUACUGUUAUUUUACUGCUGCUCUUUAAUUAUUUGUUACUUUUAUUUCUUAUGUUUUUUUUAUCUAAUGUUUUUUUUUUUACAUUUGAUUUGAUUCAAUUUUUGGAUGUGUGUAUAUUGAUGUGUAUUGAUGUGAAUACACGGCUCAUCUGUGAAAGAGACCCUAGUCUCAGUAUGACUCCCUGUCAAAAUAUAUUAUUUAUUUAUUUUUGUUAUUAUACUUUUUUUAUUAUGAAACAUCGCCAUAUGUAACUUCUAGCUCUCCCAGGACUUGGUCUAUCUUAAUGAAUGUCCCUAUCUGAUGUUGGCCAAUCUGCUGACUGACUAUACAGAGACGGGGCCAAAUGGAUUUCAGUCAGCCCAAAUGGAUUGUGAUUGAUACUGUAUGUGUUUGGCUGUUAACAGCCUGCUGUCAGUAAUUUGAUGAUGCUUAUUGGACAAGGAAAUAACACAGACUAUUUGGAGGCUUGGUGAAACUCAAUUUGUCAAUGUCAAUGUGCUGACUAGGACGUUAGGCUAAUUCAUUCAAAAGGACAUUUAAGAAAUGUAUCUGCAAAAACUGGCUGGUAAAAUUAUUGGAAUUCAUAACACAAAGACUGUUCUAUCAGAUUUGGUUUCUAGCCUUGUUGUGUAGAACUGCAGUUUGUUUGAAUACAGAGUCACUGCAGAGAAUCCUGAGUUGACCCUUGGUCAGUCUGUGGUUGUGGUGAAAGUUAUGUUUUCCUUUCAAGUGGUCUUUCAGACUAUCAUGAUGCUGACCCUCUUGUCUCCAGCUAUCCCUCCCUACUCUACUGUUCCCCCUGAGGAUAUCACCCUAUGCAGCGUGGCCCAAUGACAGAGCAGGUUGCAGAGCAGUAGGGGUGGAUAGGGCCAGCUGGUUGGUCCAUCGAUCACUGUAUGGUGAUACCAAUGACAUUUGUUGUUUUGCGGUGGUGCUUUCUUGCUCACUCUUCAGCCCAGCCAUUACAUCUUUCUCUCACGCUGUUCUUCCUCCCCUUCCCCUGUCCGUCUCCAGUUCCCCCUCUCUCUUUCUGUCUCUGGCCGUACUGUAUCUCCUGGCCUGAUAUGGUUGCCAUUGUCCACAGUGGCACUGUGCCUGGCGACUAGCGUCCUUUUAAAGCAAAUCUCAUUCCUACACAACUAAAGUUUAGCUUCAGCUAGCUCAAUUCAGCUUCCUCUCUCUCUCUCUAUAUAUAUAUAUAUAUACAGUGGGGAGAACAAGUAUUUGAUACACUGCCGAUUUUGCAGGUUUUCCUACUUACAAAGCAUGUAGAGGUCUGUAAUUUUUAUCAUAGGUACACUUCAACUGUGAGAGACGGAAUCUAAAACAAAAAUCCAGAAAAUCACAUUUUAUGAUUUUUAAGUAAUUCAAUUGCAUUUUAUUGCAUUGCAAAAAUCCCAGAACCACACGGGGGGACCUAGUGAAUGACCUGCAGAGAGCUGGGACCAAAGUAACAAAGCCUACCAUCAGUAACACACUACGCCACCAGGGAGUGCCAGACGUGUCCCCCUGCUUAAGCCAGUACAUGUCCAGGCCCGUCUGAAGUUUGCUAGAGUGCAUUUGGAUGAUCCAGAAGAGGAUUGGGAGAAUGUCAUAUGGUCAGAUGAAACCAAAAUAUAACUUUUUGGUAAAAACUCAACUUGUCGUGUUUGGAGGACAAAGAAUGCUGAGUUGCAUCCAAAGAACACCAUACCUACUGUGAAGCAUGGGGGUGGAAACAUCAUGCUUUGUGGCUGUUUUUCUGCAAAGGGACCAGGACGACUGAUCCGUGUAAAGGAAAGAAUGAAUGGGGCCAUGUAUCGUGAGAUUUUGAGUGAAAACCUCCUUCCAUCAGCAAGGGCAUUGCAGAUGAAAUGUGGCUGGGUUUUUCAGCAUGACAAUGAUCCCAAACACACCGCCCGGGCAACGAAGGAGUGGCUUCAUAAGAAGCAUUUCAAGGUCCUGGAGUGGCCUAGCCAGUCUCCAGAUCUCAACCCCAUAGAAAAUCUUUGGAGGGAGUUGAAAGUCCGUGUUGCCCAGCGACAGCCCCAAAACAUCACUGCUCUAGAGGAGAUCUGCAUGGAGGAAUGGGCCAAAAUAGCAGCAACAGUGUGUGAAAACCUUGUGAAGACUUACAGAAAACGUUUGACCUGUGUCAUUGCCAACAAAGGGUAUAUAACAAAAUAUUGAGAAACUUUUGUUAUUGACCAAAUACUUAUUUUCCACCAUAAUUUGCAAAUAAAUUCAUUAAAAAUCCUACAAUGUGAUUUUCUGGAAAAAAAAUUCUAAUUUUGUCUGUCAUAGUUGACGUGUACCUAUGAUGGAAAUUACAGGCCUCUCUCAUCUUUUUAAGUGGGAGAACUUGCACAAUUGGUGGCUGACUAAAUACUUUUUCCCCCACUGUAUAUAUAUCUCCAUCAUCAUCAUCGUUUUCUUGGUGUACACUUGUCAGCUCCCUGUGCUGAUCUACACUGCGUGGGCUGAUAGCAGUGUUAUCCCCGCCUCUCUCUCCAGUCUCUUUGUUCCUCCAGACAACACUGAGAGAACAAGGCUGAGAAAAUGACAUAUUAAACAGUACAGGGAGAAGACUUUAAAAGCCAAUUCAAUCUGUCGCUCCUGACCAGAAGUAUUUUAACGAUACCCAAAACAUGCAAAGAAAUCAGGGUGACACAAAAAUGUUUGGUUCUGUUUGGUUCUGUGAAUGCCUGGAGAAUUUAACUGGAGUGGUGGCUGUGUGGAUGGACGCUGCUAAUUGUGUUAGUCUGAUGAGGGGCUGAUGGGUGUUUUUUUAAUUAUUUUUUUAUAGUCAUUUAGCAGACGCUCUUAUCCAGAGCGACUUACAUGAGCAAUUAGGGUUAAGUGCCUUGCUCAAGGGCACAUUUAAGCAGGAUUUCCAGCACAAGGUAAUUAAGGUCUUGUUAUUUAAUUACUGUCUUGCAGAAAGGUGUGGAGGGCAAAGGAAUAUUCUCUCAUUGAUGACAAAUCUUCCCCCCUCCAAUACCCCAUCCGUUUGUCUGUCACAGUGUCGCAGUGUUCUCUCUUACUCCACUAGAGGGCAGUGCUAACACAUAAGCCCACCAUGGCCCUCUGUCUCUGGGUUACAUCGAGGUGUUACACAUCACAUGCCACAACCUAACUUUUCCUACCUAUUGACAGAUGGCAGAUAUGUUAAGCAUCCAUACAGUGCUCUGAAACAGUCACAUAUAGGAUACGUUUACCCAAGAGUAGAAUAGGGUAGACACCUCAUCCCAUGAGUAGAGGAAAAUAGAAUCAUUCUUGAAUCUAUAGUAACUCGACUAGAAUGAAAUAGAAUAGAACAUUAUUUCCAUUAUUGGAGACAGCAAUGUGUCUCUUUGGCCCUCUCCCUGCCAUGCUGUCUGACACAUAACAUGCUUCUUCUCAGACAUUCAGGUUGACUUAGCUUAGUAGUACACUUCAACUUUGUCUCUUGUUUUGUUCACAAAGGCUCCAUCGGUUAUCCAACGGUCCGCUUUGAAUUAGCCUCCCUCCCUUUUCAGCUUCAGUUGUUGCUCCAUACACUACAUUCUGUAUUCCACUGGCUGUGUGCACAUUGCUAUCUCCUGAAUUGAACAGUCCAUUCAUGGCAGGUGUGGAGUCUCUGGAUGACAUCAUUUGAAUAAGCAUGACAUCGACGUUCUCCAUGACCAUCUGUCUGUGGACUGCCUAAUAUUUCCAAUACUUCUGGGGCAAAUAUUAUGUUUGUUAUGCUGACAUUGUCAUUCAGCGUAAUAAAGCCAUGCAUAAUGAUAUCGGAGGUGUUUUAAAUAUAAUGAAGUCACCAUGGGGCCUCAGUAAACUAGAUCAGAUAUUAGGGCCCAUUCACCUUAUGAAGACCAAGGUCAAAAAGUUUACUUCUAUGUUUUUUUAUGCGGAUGAAAGUGCAUUCCUAACUUUUUACUUCAAGCAAUUAAGAUAAUAUUACCUAAAGAUUAUCAACACUUGUAAUCCAUCCAUUGCCUUUAUCCAUCCCCAAGGCUCUUGUGUCAUCUGUAAGUAAUGGAUAUUUGAAAGAAAUAGGCCUAUGGCAAAAUGCAACUCUGUAGGAAAUACUGAGGUUUGCUAUCUUGUCUCUGACAUUGUGGUUCCUGUCUUUGUCCUCAGGGUUCUGCGUCAGAUGAAAGAGGAUGGCCUGCGUGUGGAAGAGCUGUUCAGUCUCUGUGUGUUCAGGCAGGAUGAGAGGGACAUGGUGCUGAGGGCCAUCAACACCGUGGAACCAGACUUUCAACCCAGCAUCAACACUGUCCUGCACACCUGCUCCUCACCGCUGGUCAAAGACUUCUACACAGAGGUAGGACACAUGUCAACAUAUGAGUAGAGUAGACGCCUCAACCCAUCUGCAGAGGAUGCAGCAUUCAGAGACUUGGCAUCUAUUGCUUGACCAGACCUGUCCUUUAAAAUUUUUUUUUGCUUGUGAAGCAUUUUGAGAUUUCUAUUAUGAAAGCGCUAUAUAAAUGUAAUAAAUUAUUAUUAUGUAUUAUUAUGAGUAGAGUAAAAUAUAAUAGUUAUUGAAUCUAUAGUGACUGGACUAGAAUGAAAUAGAAUAGAACACCAUUUCCAUUGGUGGAGACAGAAAUGUUUCUCUGUCCCCCUCGCUGUCAUGCGGCCAUGCUGUCUGACACAUAACGGGCUUUUUCUCAGUCCAUGGGUGUAUUAAUCAAAUCAAAUCAAGUUGUGUUGGUCACAUACACAUUUUUUAAUUAUGUCGUGCAGCAGAAACCAUUUACCGUUUAUGAACCAAACGGAAGCAAACAGAGCAAAUUGAAUGAAACCUGAAUUUGACCAAAUUCGUUGCAAAACGGUUUCCGUUUGGAGUAAACGGUUUGCAACAGACAAAACAUUUUGCAACAGAAUCAGUGUAAGGGAGAGUUGUUUUUAACUCAGUGCCAAGUUUUCACAACACCAUCUCAUGAGAAGUCUCAAAACUGACUGUCAGCACAAGCGCAUUAGAAGAAUAUACACUGCUCAAAAAAAUUAAGGGAACACUAAAAUAACACAUCCUAGAUCUGAAUGAAUUAAAUAAUUGUAUUAAAUACUUUUUUCUUUACAUAGUUGAAUGUGCUGACAACAAAAUCACACAAAAAUGAUCAAUGGAAAUCAAAUUUAUCAACCCAUGGAGGUCUGGAUUUGGAGUCAACCUCAAAAUUUAAGUGGAAAACCACACUACAGGCUGAUCCAACUUUGAUGUAAUGUCUUUAAAACAAGUCAAAAUGAGGCUCAGUAGUGUGUGUGACCUCCACGUGCCUGUAUGACCUCCCUACAACGCCUGGGCAUGCUCCUGAUGAGGUGGCGGAUGGUCUCCUGAGGGAUCUCCUCCAAGACCUGGACUAAAGCAUCCGCCAACUCCUGGACAGUCUGUGGUGCAACCUGCCGUUGGUGGAUGGAGCGAGACAUGAUGUCCCAGAUGUGCUCAAUUGGAUUCAGGUCUGGGGAACGGGCGGGCCAGUCCAUAGCAUCAAUGCCUUCCUCUUGCAGGAACUGCUGACACACUCCAGCCACAUGAGGUCUAGCAUUGUCUUGCAUUAGGAGGAACCCAGGGCCAACCGCACCAGCAUAUGGUCUCACAAUGGUCUGAGGAUCUCAUCUCGGUACCUAAUGGCAGUCAGGCUACCUCUGGCGAGCACAUGGAGGGCUGUGCGGCCCCCCCAAAGAAAUGCCACCCCACACCAUGACUGACGCACCGCCAAACCGGUCAUGCUGGAGGAUGUUGCAGGCAGCAGAACGUUCUCCACGGCGUCUCCAGAGUCUGUCACGUCUGUCACAUGUGCUCAGUGUGAACCUGCUUUCAUCUGUGAAGAGCACAGGGCGCCAGUGGCGAAUUUGCCAAUCUUGGUGUUCUCUGGCAAAUGCCAAACGUCCUGCACGGUGUUGGGCUGUAAGCACAACCCCCACCUGUGGACGUCGGGCCCUCAUACUACCCUCAUGGAGUCUGUUUCUGACCGUUUGAGCAGACACAUGCACAUUUGUGGCCUGCUGGAGGUCAUUUUGCAGGGCUCUGGCAGUGCUCCUCCUGCUCCUCCUUGCACAAAGGCGGAGGUAGCAGUCCUGCUGCUGGGUUGUUGCCCUCCUACGGCCUCCUCCACGUCUCCUGAUGUACUGGCCUGUCUCCUGGUAGCGCCUCCAUGCUCUGGACACUACGCUGACAGACACAGCAAACCUUCUUGCCACAGCUCGCAUUGAUGUGCCAUCCUGGAUGAGCUGCACUACCUGAGCCACUUGUGUGGGUUGUAGACUCCGUCUCAUGCUACCACUAGAGUGAAAGCACCGCCAGCAUUCAAAAGUGACCAAAACAUCAGCCAGGAAGCAUAGGAACUGAGAAGUGGUCUGUGGUCACCACAUGCAAAACCAGUCCUUUAUUGGGGGUGUCUUGCUAAUUGCCUAUAAUUUCCACCUGUUGUCUAUUCCAUUUGCACAACAGCAUGUGAAAUGUAUUGUCAAUCAGUGUUGCUUCCUAAGUGGACAGUUUGAUUUCACAGAAGUGUGAUUGACUUGGAGCUACAUUGUGUUGUUUAAGUGUUCCCUUUAUUUUUUUGAGCAGUGUAUAUACACUAGAUACUAUUUGGAAAUUUGAUGAAGUUGUAAGAAAUGCAGUUUGAUCUAGUGUUUGGAGAUUGUCAUUGAUUGGAGAUACUGUGUUCUCCUGUGAGGGGGAUAUUUCAUUUAUAUUAUUAUGCGCACACUCAGUAAUGUUGGUGCCCUCUCCUGCCCUGAGCUACGGUUUAGCUGACAGUUCUGCCUUUGCCAGGGGCCCUAGCUAGAAGACAGAGAUAGUGAGGAGAGGAGGAGAAGGAAAGGGAGGAGGUAGUUGUCCCAUUCUGGUCCACGCUGAUAGCCGGGCAUCGCAUGGCACUGCUCCCUGUCUGGACAAUCUCUGCCCUGGGCAGCAACAACAAUAUGACACAAUUCAAAACAUGCAAAGAACAAUGCACAUGAACAAAUACUUAUUAUUCAGUUCUGUCUCAUGGCCCAGCAUGAACUGCCAUAGACACACUGAAACAGAUAAGAGCGUGUGAUAAAUGACUAAAAUGUAAAUGUAUGCGUCCUAAUACAUCAGUGUAUAUACUGUAGUUCCUCAGCAGCAAAGCUUGCUCUUAAAAAAAGACUUAAGAGCCCAUCUACUCAACAGAGAAGGUAGUAUUGUGCCAUGCUUUAGUGCAAUACAGCCGAUGACCAAGUGAUUUAUCUCCUGCGUAACCUUUAGCUUUGUUUUUGCUGCUGUCCAAUAGUGUCUAAGCAGCCUCUCCUUUGAGGACAGAUUUACUGUGUCUCUUCCUGUGUCUCCCGGGUUAAUAAAGAGACACCGUACAUCAACCCCUCUAUGAUGUGUUAACUGAUAAUACCCAGAUGGCCUCUUUCAAUAAUAAAUGACAACAUGUAAAAGCACACAGGCCCUCUCAGUAUGUUGGCCUACUCAGUACCAUUCUAGCUGGACCACUAAGCCAGCUGUGUAUUUAUAUAAUGAGAUAUAUGCGCUGCCACUUUCUAUGAGCGUUUUAAUUGGGUGCCAGCCAGACCUUUGGUGCGGGUUAAGCUUAAAGCAACAGCAUGUAAAGAUGCAGUAUAAGCAUAUUUCUUUUUUAAUUGGCCACGGGAGGGUGAUGGGAUGGAAGUUAAUCUGCAUAGCUACUGGCUGUUAAUUGAGGCUGUGUGGGUUUGGUCAGCGUUAGUUUGUGCCCUCCUUUUUUCUCUCUGUCAGGUGACUGCAGGCACAGGGGGAAUGGUGGCGUGGGCCUGCCUUAGUCCAUUUAGUGCCUUCACUCCAAGCACCACACACACACACACACACACACACACACACACACACACACACACACACACACACACACACACACACACACACACAGAGAGCACUACACUGACCUUAAAUGUGUUACCACCCAAUUAUAGAUAUAGAAAAUGAAUAUCCAUACUCCUUUGUAAAUGCAUAUAAUUUGAUUUUCAGUUUGAUCUCGGAAAUUAAAUGCCAAUGGGUCAAGGUACCAGCCCACAGUAAUUGAUGGAGCACACAGGACGCGACUACACCUUAUUACACUGAGUAUAAUGAGCCAUCUGUUUGCUUUAUAGUCUUGUGGAGCUGAGUGUCUAGUGAUUAAGACUGGGUAAUGCUCUGUGUGUUGCAGCAGACUGAGUGUCUAGUGAUUAAGACUGGGUAAUGCUCUGUGUGUUGACAGCAGACUGUGAGUGUCUAGUGAUUAAGACUGGGUAAUGCUCUGUGUGUUGCAGCAGACUGAGUGUCUAGUGAUUAAGACUGGGUAAUGCUCUGUGUGUUGCAGCAGACUGAGUGUCUAGUGAUUAAGACUGGGUAAUGCUCUGUGUGUUGGCAGCAGACUGAGUGUCUAGUGAUUUAAGACUGGGUAAUGAUCUGUGUGUUGGCAGCAGACUGAGCGUCUAGUGAUUAAGACUGGGUAAUGCUCUAUGUGUUGGCAGCAGACUGAGCGUCUAGUGAAGGGUUCCCCAACUGGCCAAAUUUGGACCGCGGGGGAUUUGAUUUGGCCCCCCAAGAUUUAUAAGCAAUUGUUUGGGGUGUAAAUACACCAGAAAAUCAGCUCCAAGUGAUUUUAAUUAUGGAAAUCUGUUCCAAAGUAUUCCCACGCAUAAUAGAGAGGUGUACACUCAGUGGCCAGUUUAUCUAGUACUGGGUCGGACCCCCCUUUGCAUGGAAACGUUCCUCAAUUGGUAUCAAGGGACCUAACGUGUGCCAGGAAAACAUUCCCCACACCAGGCAGGAUGAGUCCAUGGACUCAUGCUGCUUACGCCAAAUCCUGACUCUGCCAUCAGCAUGACGCAACAGGAAUUGGGUUUCGUCAGACCAGGUGUUGGUGAUGGCGUGUCCACUGGAGCAGCUUCUUCUUGUUUUUUUUUACAUUUACAUUUUUGUCAUUUAGCAGACGCUCUUAUCCAGAGCAACUUACAGUAGUGAGUCCCCCAUGGGAAUCGAACCCACAACCCUGGCGUUGCAAGUGCCAUGUUCUACCAACUGACCCACAGGACUGACUUACCGACUUAGCAGAUAGGAGUGGAACACGGUGUGGUUAUCUGCUGCAAUAGCCCAUCCGUGACAAGGACCAACGAGUUUUGCAUUCCGAGAUGCCUUUCUGCACACCACUGUUGCACUGCGCCGUUAUUUGCCUGUUUGUGGCCCGCCUGUUAGCUUGCACGAUUCUUGCCAUUCUCCUUCGACCUCUUAUCGACGAGCUGUUUUCGCCCACAGGACUGCCGCUUACUGGAUGUUUUUUGUUGGUUGCACCAUUCUCUGUAAACCCUAGACACUGUUGUGCGUGAAAAGCCCAGGAAGCCGGCCGUUUCUAAGAUACUGGAACCGGCGCGCCUGGUACCGACGAUCAUACCACGCUCAAAGUCGCUUAGGUCACUCGUUUUGCCCAUUCUAACAUUGUCAAACAGUAACUGAAUGCCUCGAUGCCUGUAUGCCUGCUUUAUAUAGCAAGCCAUGGGCACGUGACUCACUGUCUGUAGGAGCAAACCAUUUUCGUGAACGGGGGAGGUGUACCUAAUAAACUGGCAACCGAGAGUAUGUGAUCAUAUACAUAUGUAAGCAAGGUUUGAGAUUAUUAUGUUUUAGUCAAAUAUUAUGUAUGUUUGGGCUUCUUGAAGUCAAUUUGCAGUCUACAAAUUAUUUGUAAUUAUGUUCCGGCCCCAUCUGCUCAAUAAAAAUCUGCGUUGAUGUUCCCUGGUCUAGUAAUUAAGUGUCACCACUUCCUCCGAAGCUGCCUCCCCUCCUUGUUCGGGCAGGCUUCGGCGUUCGUCGUCACCGGCUUACUAGCUACUGCCGCUUCAUAUAUCAUCAUUCCAUUUGUCUUGUCUUGUCAAUUACACACCUGGUUCAUAUCCCCUCAUUAGUACGUGUUUAAGUGUUCCCUCUGCCCCCCUUGUCCUUGUGGGUGGUUGUUCAUUGUGAGGAUUAGUAGCUCGGUUGAGCUCAGUAUUUUGUAUUGCCGGGGAAUUUUCCCUGUGUGCAUGUUUGUUCCAGUGCGCCUGUUUUGCGCACUGGACUGGUUACGCUGGAUUACGGAAUAAACUCUGUAUACUGUGAUUUACCCUCCUGCGCCUGACUCCUUCAAAUCACGCAUCACAUUAAGGCUGGGUAAUGCUCUGUGUGUUGGCAGCCGACUGAGAUCUGUCUGCUUCUCCCUACCUCAGCUAAGGACUCUGACCUGACAGAACCCUCCCCAUCACCACACACUCAUAUUAUUUAGAACACACACACCCUCUCUUUGGCCAGGACUGUACACACACACACAGCCUGGACACACGCUCGAAUGUGCACGCACACACACGCAUUCCAAAAUAGCUAUGUGAGUGUUCUCUAAAUGUAUCUAAUAUUGACUCUAAUAAUAGACAUUAGGUUUAAUGUAUGCUCCCUUCCAUUGUCUCUCUCCUGUGAUGUAGUAUGCAAGGUAAUAGUCUCUCCCUGGAAAACCCAGUCUGUGUAUGGCCUCUCUGAAUCCUCUGACCUGUGUGUGUUUCAGAGGGCGGAUGCUAAAUACCCCAAGCUGGCCUUCAACCUGGAGGAGCUGCGGGAGAGGUUCAGCCGUCAGCUGAGCAUGGAGCAGGCCAGCACCAUCACCAUUCACUCUGUGGAGGCCAUGAAGCCUGUUACCCCACACAUGGCCAAGAUGGUAAACAAACUGCCCCACCCACCUACACGUACAGUGGGGGAAAAAAGUAUUUAGUCAGCCACCAAUUGUGCAAGUUCUCCCACUUAAAAAGAUGAGAGAGGCCUGUAAUUUUCAUCAUAGGUACACGUCAACUAUGAUUUUUAAUGAAUUUAUUUGCAAAUUAUAGUGGAAAAUAAGUAUUUGGUCACCUACAAACAAGGAAGAUUUCUGGCUCUCACAGACCUGUAACUUCUUCUUUAAGAGGCUCCUCUGUCCUCCACUCGUUACCUGUAUUAAUGGCACCUGUUUGAACUUGUUAUCAGUAUAAAAGACACCUGUCCACAACCUCAAACAGUCACACUCCAAACUCCACUAUGGCCAAGACCAAAGAGCUGUCAAAGGACACCAGAAACAAAAUUGUAGACCUGCACCAGGCUGGGAAGACUGAAUCUGCAAUAGGUAAGCAGCUUGGUUUGAAGAAAUCAACUGUGGGAGCAAUUAUUAGGAAAUGGAAGACAUACAAGACCACUGAUAAUCUCCCUCGAUCUGGGGCUCCACGCAAGAUCUCACCCCGUGGGGUCAAAAUGAUCACUUCAGCUAGCUCAAUUCAGCUUCCUCUCUCUCUCUCUCUCUCUAUAUAUAUAUAUACAGUGGGGAGAACAAGUAUUUGAUACACUGCCGAUUUUGCAGGUUUUCCUACUUACAAAGCAUGUAGAGGUCUGUAAUUUUUAUCAUAGGUACACUUCAACUGUGAGAGACGGAAUCUAAAACAAAAAUCCAGAAAAUCACAUUUUAUGAUUUUUAAGUAAUUAAAUUGCAUUUUAUUGCAUUGCAAAAAUCCCAGAACCACACGGGGGGACCUAGUGAAUGACCUGCAGAGAGCUGGGACCAAAGUAACAAAGCCUACCAUCAGUAACACACUACGCCGCCAGGGACUCAAAUCCUGCAGUGCCAGACGUGUCCCCCUGCUUAAGCCAGUACAUGUCCAGGCCCGUCUGAAGUUUGCUAGAGUGCAUUUGGAUGAUCCAGAAGAGGAUUGGGAGAAUGUCAUAUGGUCAGAUGAAACCAAAAUAGAACUUUUUGGUAAAAACUCAACUGGAUUGGAGGACAAAGAAUGCUGAGUUGCAUCCAAAGAACACCAUACCUACUGUGAAGCAUGGGGGUGGAAACAUCAUGCUUUGGGGCUGUUAUUCUGCAAAGGGUCCAGGACGACUGAUCCGUGUAAAGGAAAGAAUGAAUGGGGCCAUGUAUCGUGAGAUUUUGAGUGAAAACCUCCUUCCAUCAGCAAGGGCAUUGAAGAUGAAACGUGGCUGGGUCUUUCAGCAUGACAAUGAUCCCAAACACACCGCCCGGGCAACGAAGGAGUGGCUUCGUAAGAAGCAUUUCAAGGUCCUGGAGUGGCCUAGCCAGUCUCCAGAUCUCAACCCCAUAGAAAAUCUUUGGAGGGAGUUGAAAGUCUGUUGCCCAGCGACAGCCCCAAAACAUCACUGCUCUAGAGGAGAUCUGCAUGGAGGAAUGGGCCAAAAUACCAGCAACAGUGUGUGAAAACCUUGUGAAGACUUACAGAAAACGUUUGACCUGUGUCAUUGCCAACAAAGGGUAUAUAACAAAGUAUUGAGAAACGUUUGUUAUUGACCAAAUACUUAUUUUCCACCAUCAUUUGCAAAUAAAUUCCUUAAAAAUCCUACAAUGUGAUUUUCUGGAAAAAAAAAUCUCAUUUUGUCUGUCAUAGUUGACUUGUACCUAUGAUGGAAAAUUACAGGCCUCUCUCAUCUUUUUAAGUGGGAGAACUUGCACAAUUGGUGGCUGACUAAAUACUUUUUUUCCCCACUGUAUAGUCUGGCCAAACACUGAAAUAUAUUGCUGUAGUUAUACAGUAUGGAAUAGUGACACACUGAAAUAUACUAUGCUUUAUUUUGUAUUUAAUGAUCCUGAAAUGAACAAUUAUUGGAUUUGUAUAGGAUCUCAAAUCGCUUUACAUUGAAGGGGUGGAAUUUUAUUUAAUCCAUUGCCAAUGAGAAAAUCAUAUAUUUUCAUUAUGUUGAUUUUUUAAAUGUUCAGUCAGUGUCAGCAGUGAGAAAAGUUUUUCUCCAGACAGCAGUCAAAACUUUAAACCUUAUGCGUUGAGGCCUCUCCCCUUAUCUCAGUGAUCUGGGGCCAGGCAUUUACAGUUUAAACUCUCUCUGCAUCUCCAGACAGUGUUUCAGACUGGGACGAGGGUCCCUGGUGGUUCUGCAACAUUUACAGCAGAAUGAUAAUGUAUUUUAAUGGGGCUGUCCUGAGGAGAGGGUGGUCAUCUAGAGGCCAGGCCAGCCUAUCUGCUCUGUGUCAUCUGGGCUCUCUCCUCCUGGCAUGGACAGGCAAUAUGACAGUCCCCUGGAUGGAGGGGUGACCCAGUUUCACAACAUGGCUGGAGACCGCUUCUGUUUGCUCACCAUAUCUGAAUCUGAACACAUGCUGAAUACCACAGAUGAUUAUUGGCUAGCUAGUGGAGUCCAAAUGAAAGAUCUAAUGUGUUUGUUGUUUAACCUUAUGUCAACUUUGAACUCAUGUCCAAAGUGGAUAUAAGGCAGAACUUGCUUAUGGAACAUAGUUCGUCAUGUUUUCAUCCACCAGAACCACACAGUACCAUGCAGUAUUACCUUGCUGAUGGUGGUGUAUGUGACUCUUUCAGAGGGAUCUGCUGGCGGAGAAGCGGAUAGUGUGGCACAAAGCCCUGGUUGGGGCCCUGAGGGAGAGCAAGAUGAUCCUGGCCAGCAGCACCCCGAAGGCCGUCAGACUCAGCCUCUACCCCUACCUCUGUCUGCUGGACCAAAAGGACUAUGUGGACAUCAUGAUCCAGGUAUAAAGCUACAUUAUUAUUAUUUUUAUUAUUAUUAUAUAACCCAUAAUCCUCCUUAAUCCUCUCAACUAUCUCUGACCUUGGGUCAAAUACACUGAGUGUACAAAACAUGACAUAGACUGACCAGGUGAAUCUAGGUGAAAGCUAUGAUCCCUUAUUGAUGUCACUUGUUAAAUCCACUUCAAUCAGUGUAGAUGAAGGGGAGUGUCACAAUUGUUGAGAGACGGGUCAUACCAAGGUGCAGCGUGAAAAGCAUACAUGUUUAUUAACUAAAUAAACAUACAACAAAACAAGAAACGACGUAACGUGAAGUCCUCCGGCUAUACACAUACCAGCCUAACAGGAACAACAUCCCACAAUACACAGUAGGCAAUGGGCUACUUAAGUAUGAACCCCAAUCAGAGACAAUGAGCGACAGCUGCCUCUGAUUGGGAAUCAUACCCGGCCAGACAUAGAAAUAGACUAACUAUAACCUAAACAUAGAAUAUAUAACAUAGAUUUCCACACCCUGACUAAACAAACAAGAGUUCUAUAGGUCAGGGCGUGACAGGGAGGGGACAGGUUAAAGAAGGAUUUUUAAGCCUUGAGACAAUUGAGACAUGGAUUGUGUAUGUGUGCCAUUCAGAGGGUGAAUGGGCAAGACAAAAUAUUUAAGUGCCUUUGAACGGGGUAUGGUAGUAGGUGCCAGGUGCACCGUUUUGUGUCAAGAACUGCAACGCUGCUGGACUUUUCACACUCAACAGUUUCCCUGUGUGUAUCAAGAAUGGUCCACCACCCAAAGGACAUCCAGCCAACUUGACACAACUGUGGGAAGCAUUGGAGUUAACAUGGGCCAGCCUCCCUGUGGAACGCUUUCGACACCUUGUGUAGAGUCCAUGCCCUGAUGAAUUGAGGCUGUUCUGAUGGCAAAACGGGGGUGCAACUCAAUAUUUGGAAGGUGUUCCUAAUGUUUUGUACACUCAAUGCAUAUACUGUAUCUCUGUUGGUUCAAUUCUUACUUUUCUGAGUGGUAUCAAAUUGUCUGAGCUGGUUGACAAAUUAUAUGAACGUUCUAACGUUUCAUUUGGCGUUCCGCAAGGUUCUGUGUUUGGACCCUUCAGGUAAAGCCCACUGCAUCCCAGCAGUAUGUUGGACCUUGACUCCUUUAGACCGCUGAUGUAUCUAGAGUUCUGAGUUCAGGUUUAUUUAGCAUCUUUGUAGUUUGACAUAAAAUGUAAUUCUAUAAAAUACAGAUGAUCCUAAUAAUGUUGAUAUUUGUCUUUGUCAGAGUCUGUCUAACUUGCCACCCAGUGGGGAGUCUCUCCACAUCCUGGCCAAGGAGCUGGGCAACAGGGUCCACAACAAGUUCUGCAUCCGCAUGAAGAGCCACAACCAGAUGGUGGAAAAGCUCAGCCAUAUCUACAAUGAAUAUGCUGAGCUGCUAGCCAAAGACUCUCAGGUAUGACACUCCAUAGAAAUAGGAUGAAUAGAACAGGCGUCCCCAUUCAAGUCAAUGAUGGCAUAAUGGGUGGACUGGUGGCCAUUGCAAGAGUACCCAUAGGAGCAAAGCAGGAAGUAAAAGCAGGAAGUGUACCCAUCAAUAUGUGCUGUGAUUUGUUGAUUCAACUCAACUGACAUUACAAACAAUACAUUCCAUUGCAUGAGCCACAUCAGUUAACAUAAUUUGAAUUAACAUUCUACAUUACCAUGGAAACGUUGCAUCAAAGGCAGGCAGCCAUUGCGAGUUUACUAGUCAAAUUGUCAGGGUUAGAGAUUCCAAGCCUGUUCUAUUCUAUUUCUAUGUGACACUCUUCCACCAACAUCUGGUCUUUAUCUGGUUUUUGUCUGCAUGCAAUUAGAAGAUGUAUUAAAUAAUUGACCUACUGUUUGACUUAAAGAAAACUUCCUUACUGUGCGGUGCAGGAGUUUGACGUAUUGCCUAGGGAGCGAUGGUGGAAGCUGGAGGCGGAGCAUAGCUCUGGCCCCUCUCUGCUGGGGGACAAGACCCAAUGGCCCCACACGGUGGUGGUGGAGCUGGGCACCUACCUGGUGGACCUCAUGGUCAAGCACAUGAAGGUGAACAGCGACAUCCUCAAUCCUGCCUAUGACAGGAAGUUCAUCCCCGUCCUCUACCACAUGUACACCUUCCGCAGUAACAAACAGGUAAAUCAUAUACUACAUUUGAAGUGAUUUAUGCAAGUUAUUUUCUCCCAAUUCUUUCACCAGAUUUCCCAGGUUUAGGGUCAUUUUCGUGUCAUGGCUUAUUCUUCAUAUCGACAUUUAUGAGCGAAAUCAGUCAGUAGUGCAGCAGUCAGAAGGAGCCAUAACAUAACAUGCCGUCUGUCAUAGCUGCUACGUCUGUCUUAAGCUCUCCUCUCACAGCCAGCUCCCUCAUAUUAUUCUGUCUGCCUGCACGGUCCGGGCUCAUAAGCAUAUGAAUAAUAAAACCGCUUUCCCUGCAAGAGUGGACAGCGGUGCAGUUGAGUAAAAGCCAAUUCAUGCUUCAUCCGAAAAUGUGGUCGGAGGCUAUGUAUGGAGGGUGUGACGCAAUUGCUCCGUACCACAUCGCCGUGCGCCUCCCAAAUUGUUUUAUAAUGCGGAGGGCUCCGUAUUGCUCCGCAUUGACUUGAUUGGUUGAUGGUAGGUGGGGGCGGGAGGUCCUGUAUACACACAAAAUCUUUCUUCACAACAGCUCUGCUCAACAGCUCUGCGCUGCUCCGCGAAGCACAAGAAGGAUGAUUGCCCUGACUCCUGCAAAAACUAACUAAUCAUUUUUUUACUGUACCCUUAAUUGGCUGGCUGAUUGACUGCACUGGGAUAGCUGACAAGGAAAUGAAGACGCUUUCUAUUUUGUCCUCUGAGCCUCGUUCCUGGUGGAAAAGAAGCGCCUGCCGGCAUCUCAAUCCGGUGGAUUCGGUGUGCUUUGACAGUGGAGUCCGCUGUGGGGUUCAAAGCUGGUCUCUGGCCACUCCUCCCUCUGCUGUGUUGGCUCAGGGGGGUAGAGGGUAGGCCAGCAGGGGUGCAGCCUAAUGAUUUUACAGCAUGCAGAGUUGUUAGGCUGCACAAUGCUUCUCUGGUAUUUUUCAUGGAAUCUCUGCCUGGUUGAUGGACUGGACUGAAUCUGUUAUGAUAUCUCUCUGGUUGAUGGACUGAAUCUGUUAUGAUAUCUCUCUCUGGUUGAUGGACUGGACUGAAUCUGUUAUGAUAUAUCUCUGGUUGAUGGACUGGACUGAAUCUGUUAUGAUAUCUCUCUCUCUGUCUAUCUGUCUAUCUCUCUCUCUCUCUCUGUUCUGUGUGUGUGUGUGUGUGUGUGUGUGUGUGUGUGUGUGUGUGUGUGUGUGUGUGUGUGUGUGUGUGUGUGUGUGUGUGUGUAUGUGUUAGACUGCACUGUUGGUUUAUACUGUAUGUUUUCUACAAUGCUGUGUCUGUCUGUGAGUUUGGUUGGUGAAGCCUUUCAGGUAGUAGCUAAUUAAUCUCCGGCUGUCACACGUGAUUAAAACUGCUAUGAACCAGAUGCCUUAGCUGGUAGCCACAGUAUUUACAUCAUCACAAUUACACGUAGUCAGGCAAUAAAUCAGCCACACGUGCCCUCCACCAGAAGCCAUGAUUAAUGUGGUGGUGUUGUCACAGCAAAUAAGGCUGCCUGUUCUACUGAAGCUUAAUUGAAACGUUCAGCUCUGUUUUUGAGCAGACCUUUGAUUGGACUGGUACUGUACCUGUGUUUUCGUAUUUCAUAUAUUUAAUUGGAUCUCUCAUGUUGUGAUUGGCUGCAGGUCGGCUUCAUCAAGCCGCACCCCAUCCUGACGCAGAUGCAGCAGGACGCCAUGGAGACCACGCUGACCUUUGACUCCUACGUGAUGCCCAUGCUGUGCCCGCCCGUGCCCUGGACCUCGGCCAAGUUCGGCGCCUACCUCCUCACCCCCACCAAGAUGAUGCGCACGGUGGUUGGCGCCAACCAGCACGAGAUCCUGCUAGAGAAGUGCCAUGACGCGGACCUCCACGCCGUGCUGGACUCCCUCAACCAGCUGGGCAACGCGGCCUGGAGGAUCAACCAGCCCCUGCUGGACAUCAUCAUCUCCAUCUUCAACGAUAAGGGCAGUGAGAAGCUGGACGUCCCGCCGCCCAACUCCGAGGCCCCCAAGAUCCCCCGCUACAACCAGCAGGACUCGGCCACCUAUUCCUUGGCCGAGAAGGCCCACCUGAAGAGGGAGGUGGUCAAGGCCAAGAAGAAGUGCAGUGAGAUGCACAGCCUCAGGAUGGACGCCCUCUAUAAACUCUCCAUCGCCAACCACAUGAGGGACGAGGUCUUCUGGUUCCCCCACAACAUGGACUUCCGCGGGCGGACGUACCCGUGCCCGCCCUACUUCAACCACCUGGGCAGCGAUGUGACCAGGGCCGUCCUGGUGUUUGCGGAGGGGAAGCCCCUGGGGCCUGGCGGUCUGGACUGGCUGAAGAUCCACCUGGUCAACCUGACAGGUUUGAAGAAACGCAGCUCGCUGGCAGGCAGGCUGGAGUACGCCAACACCAUCAUGGACGACAUCCUGGACUCUGCAGACAACCCCCUCAACGUCAGUCUGCUAACAAUGUGUCCUGUUUGUUAUCAUACUGUUACAGCGCAUAGAUUGUGAUUGUAUUAUUCUACCCACUGGGAGAUAAUCUAACCAUUGAUAUGUUGUAUCUGAUACUCUAUUGUCUAUGUGGUUGUGUGUGUGUUUCCACGGCAGGGUAAGAAGUGGUGGCAGAAUGCAGAUGAACCCUGGCAAGCCUUGGCCUGCUGUAUGGAGAUAGCCAACGCUGUCAGAUCACCUGACCCCACACACUUCAUCUCCCACUUUCCUGUGCAUCAGGUAAUGACAGUGACCUCUAACCCCUGCCCCUUGACCCUCCAUUUAGAUCUGAAAGGAUUAGAUGGGUAUAUGCAAUACGGUCAUAGCUCCAUAUUACCCUCUGAAAGAAUAGGUGUACUUUUUGCUAUAUUGCUUACUCCUAGGGUCUAGGGGUCCAUUUUGUUUUGCACGCCUCUAUAGCUGCUGCCAUUUACAACCUCUUAACAGGAGGUGUCUCACUUAUCCGCUAUACUGUUAUUUUAGAGGCCUCAUCAAAGUUAACAAGGCAACAGCUCCUCUGACACCAUUUUGGGGAAAUUGUUGUUUUUAUGUCACUUUACUUUGUGCUCAGUCACUGCCCUGGCUGAUCCAGGCUAAAUGGUGUGUUCAGACAUCAGUUAGCCUCUGUCUGUUGGCUGGGCUCUGGCUCUGUAGAGAGCUGAGCAGCCCAUCGACCUUGUCUGUCUGUGCUUCUUCAGGACUCCAUCCAUGGCCUCGGUUAAGCUUUUAUUUGCCACCCCAAUAAUAUUUCUCUCUUCUUUUUCUCUCUCUCUCUCUCUCUCUCCAAUUCUCUCCACACCCUCCUUCCUCCCCCUCAGGAUGGUUCGUGUAAUGGUCUCCAGCACUACGCAGCCCUGGGUCGGGAUGUGAUCGGUGCCACCUCUGUGAACCUGAUUCCCUGCGAGGUGCCCCAGGAUGUCUACAGCGGGGUGGCACAGCAGGUCAGUCAGCCUGGUCACCAGUGAGCAGUGGCGGGGUGGUUAUAUUGCCCUGCCCCUACCACCUAUAAUGUUGAAAUCCAUUGUGUUUUAUCAAUGAAUAAAUAAUGAUGUACUUGAAGAGUGUCUCACAUUAUCGAGCUUGCUCCUUUAUUUACCUGGGGAACGAGUGUACUUUUUCCUUUGCACUUAGCACAGUCUACAAUAACAGCACCUGCUCUCCUCAGACUAGUCAGAGCAGGCUUUACUUUACCUCUCACCCCAGGGCUCCCUUAGCCCCAGUCCCUGCAGCACAGAAGUCACAGCCCAAGGAUUUUGCUCUGACCAAGCUACAUAUUUUAGAGGGGAGACAAUUUGAGCCUAUUGAUUUUAGCACCGGUGAGAGCGGAGAGUAUUUACAAAGCACAGUGUGGCCGUGCCAAAAACAUCAAGUCGCAUUUAGCUGGAGCAUAGUACACUGCAGAGUUCUCAAUGAGCUGGGCUGCUUUCAGAAUGGUGCUGUGGCAGCACUUCCUGCUCCCUUCUCCUACCUCAUCGUCCAGCAACUCCUAAGGAACGCUGAUUAGAAAGCAGCUGAUGUAUUCAGCUCCGCUUCGAGUCUUGGGGAGGACAAACACCUCCAGUACAUACAGAGGACCAAUCAUCAAGGCAACAAUGUUUACAGGAACGAUACACCCAGUGUAUAUUUAAGGUGAUUGCAGUUAAUUGAUUCAGACUGUUCACUUCUAUAACUAGUACAGUAGGUUCUGUACAGGCUAUACAGCAAACUGCUGCUAAUUUAAAGCGACUGGCCUAUUGAGUCAGAUUUGUGAUAACUGUGUCAGUCACUGACAGUCUAAAUCAAUGUACUGUCUGCAGCACAAUGUGGUGCUCUUAUGCUCCCAUAUUAUGCUAUGCGACUGUCAGAGUUAAUGUAUGAUACUCUUUUGAGUCUGUGCGGUUCCCUUUGGACAAGAUGACAAUCAGACUGUGUGUUUGGUGCUCUCUGUGUGUUUUUAUAGGUGGAGGAGUUCCGUGCGCGGGACUCGGAGAAGGGUCUGAAGAUCGCCCAGGUGCUGGAGGGCUUCAUCAGCAGGAAGGUGGUGAAGCAGACGGUGAUGACGGUGGUGUACGGGGUGACACGCUAUGGAGGACGCCUCCAGAUAGAGAAGAGGCUCAAGGAGAUUGAUGACUUCCCCAAGGUACGGCCUACCAGUCAUCUAUAUAAUAGAACUGCCCCAUGUUUUAGCUUUAUUGCUUCAAUCAUUUUUCCAUUCCCCAAUCGACCCAUUGUUGGUUUUUGAUGUCGCUAGCUGUGGACUUUCUGGAUGAACAGUAUCACAUAAUCAUCUCCUAUACCAUGCGACUGUGUUACGAGAAAUGUCACACAUAGACCUCACUCAGACAAUGACAUGUGUCAUACUGACGACUGUGAUAUGUCUUUAACUGUAUCUGUCUAUAUUAGCCAUUUAACUGUAUCUGUCUAUAUUAGCCAUUUAACUGUAUCUGUCUAUAUUAGCCAUUUAACUGUAUCUGUCUAUAUUAGCCAUUUAACUGUAUCUGUCUAUAUUAGCCAUUUAACUGUAUCUGUCUAUAUUAGCCAUUGAUUUUAUAAUUUUUUAGCUACUUCACACAAGCACAUAGACCUAUUAUAAUACGGUAGUAACCUAAUCUUACACAAGCACAUAGACCUAUUAUAAUACGGUAGUAACCUAAUCUUACACAAGCACAUAGACCUAUUAUAAUAGGGUAGUAACCUAAUCUUACACAAGCACAUAGACCUAUUAUAAUACGGUAGUAACCUAAUCUUACACAAGCACAUAGACCUAUUAUAAUACGGUAGUAACCUAAUCUUACACAAGCACAUAGACCUUUUAUAAUACGGUAGUAACCUAAUCUUACACAAGCACAUAAACCUAUUAUAAUAGGGUAGUAACCUAAUCUUCUUUUUUCUUGUGUGUUUCCCGUCUAACAGCCAGGGAAAUGUGGGAAAUUGUCUCAUUAGUUCAACAGGGAAUCUGGGAACAAUGUAAUGGGAAAUUAUUAUUACUGUGGAAUGGCUGGGGAAAACCGCCUUAUCACACUGAAAUGCAUAUAGCACUGUAAUGUGACAAUCAUACUUAUACACCUCUUUAAGGAAUACCUGGGAUAGGCUAAAGUAUUCCUUCUAACCCCCCCCCCCAAAUUGUAAAGUGGUUAUCCCACUGGCUAUAGGGUGAACGCACCAAUUUGUGAGUCGCUCUGGCUAAGAGCGUCUGCUAAAUGACGUUAAUGUGCCCUUGAGCAAGGCACUUAACCCUAAUUGCUCCUGUAAGUCGCUCUGGUUAAGAGCGUCUGCUAAAUGACUAAAAUGUAAAAAUGUAAAAAUGUAAAAUGUAUGAUAGCCAUUUAGUUGAGCGCGUCUGCUAAAUGACUAAAAUGUAAAAAUGUAAAAAUGUAAAAUGUAUGAUAGCCAUUUAGUUGAGCGCAGCAAUGUCAUCAUGAAUUUAUACCACUCUUUUCAGUCAAACUGCAAAUUUUACUCCUGUAUGAUAGCCAUUUAGUUGAGCGCAGCAAUGUCAUCAUGAAUUUAUACCACUCUUUUCAGUCAAACUGCAAAUUUUACUCCAAAAUCGUUGAUACCUAUAAAAAUGGUGAUUGUCAUAACCUACUGCAGCCAUGCUCAAUAGGCGGACCGCAGGCCGGAUCCAGACCCAGAACGGGGUCAAUACGAUUCGGUCGGGAUUCGACUCCUGGUAUCAUAUGAACACACACGUAAAACUGCAGGAAAUUAGCUUUAAAGCUGCAAUAUGUACCUUUUUGGGGGACCUGACCAAAUUCACAUAUAAAUGUGUGUUAUAGAUCUUUCAUUCUCAUUGAAAGCAAGUCUAAGAAGCGGUAGAUCUGUUCUAUGUGCGCAAUUUCUAUGCUUCCCAUUCUUAAGUUUCAUUUUUGCGUCUUUUACUUUCGGUUUUCUACACCAGCUUCAAACAGCUGAAAAUACAAUAUUUUUCGUUAUGGAAAAUAUAUUUCACAGCAGUUUAGAUGGUACAAUGAUUAUAUACACUAUACUUGCUUGUUUUGUCACAUAAGCUGAAAUUAGGCGAACUAUUAGAACUUUUGCAACCAGGAAAUGGCGUAGCGAUUUCUGCCUAGUGCAUCUUUAAAACUGCAGAUCUUUUCUCUUUGCCAACAAGAGGGGUGUGAACAGUUUGGGGUUCCGAGGUGGGGGUUUGUUACUUUGCCAAUACAUUACAAUAUCCAUCCGGGCCUUUGCCACCUAGGAAAUGUGUGUGACCGGACCUUCUGAAAUAGUACUUGAGUACCCCUGACCUACUGUAUUAUGAUAAUUGCUAACAGUGGAGAAAGCCUCCCUCUAUUGUCCCCCCUGGGUGUGUAUAGUACAGUAGAGAAACCCCCCCCCCCUUUUCAAAUCAACCCAGGAAUGAUUUUAUGGAACAGCACAUAAUUUACCCUGUAGCGUUCCUCAGGGUUCUGUGCUUGGUCCUUUACUCGUUUUGAUUAUGUGCCUAUAAAUAAAUAUACUGUAAAUGUGUUGGAUUUGGAUAUAUGUAUUGUCGAGCCAUUGAGAUGUGUGUGUUGUUAUUGCAGGAGUAUGUAUGGGACGCCUCUCACUACCUGGUCCAACAGGUGUUUAGCAGUCUGAAGGAGAUGUUCACCGGCACCAGAGAGAUCCAGGUACCCUGCAUGACACAAAUUACUAAUAUAUCAAUUUACCUGCUGCAUAUACCAGCUCCACAGUUGACCAGUGUACACAAAUAGAGUGUGAACUUAUUAUUACGGACUAUAGUUUACUCUACUAUUAGCACAGUAGCCGUGCUCGUUCAUCAUAUGCAUUCACUUUAUAGUUCACACACAUUAAGGACGACAUGCACCAGCACCUGGCACGGGCUCAUGCAUUAAAACCAUUAGAGAAAGAAUGAUCAGGGUAGCUUAAGGUGAGGGCACACAGCCCCAGCUCAUAUUAAAUAUUCUCCCCUCAUCUCGCUCCUGCUCCCAGUUCAUCUCUAAAUGGGUCAGGUCCUGCAGGGUCUACACAGCAGAGUCUCAAGGAGAGAGCAGCGGUGGCUAGUUACAGUACAUGAUCAAUCCCUCUCUCUUCCCCUCCUCCCUUUACCUGGCUGGGAGUUCCUGGAUGAAGGAGGGAGAGAGGAGAGGUGGGAUGAUUAGGAGGAAAACAGAGAGAGAGGAGGAGAGUAGAGAGGAAGAAGAGGGAGGUAGAAAGAGGGCCAGAAGGCAGGCAGAUUAAUGGGCCAGCUUUGGGCCUGGCUGCUGCCUGCUAGCUGGGUCCCGUGUGGCUCAGUUGGUAGAGCAUGGCACUUGUAAUGCCAGAGUUGUGGGUUCGAUUGCCACGGGACCAGUAUAAAAAUAUAUGCACUCACUACUUUAAGUCGCUCUGGAUAAGAGCGUCUGAUAAAUGACUAAAAUGUCAAAUGUAAAUAUUAGUCUCCUACACUGAGGCUGUGGAUGAGGACCUCUAGGACCAUAAUAGCGCUACCAUUCAAGAGCGAGCAUCUGUCACCGACUCAGCAACAGCGAGGCCAGCACUGUUGCUCUGUUAUGUCUAGACUAGUGUUCUAUUGUCUGCAAGCAACAACGUUCCACCUGUUUCUAUGACAACUCUCCAUCUCCAUCUGUUUUCAUGGAUAGAUAUAAUCACGGAAGAAACUGCAUCUAAGUUUAAACUGAUCAUACUUCCAAGCUGCUGAGUGAAUGUAAUGUGUCUGUUUUCUCACAUUUUCCUCAAUUUCACGAACAUCCUAAUUUGAACACAAAUGUACUCACCAGACAACAGUGGGUGAUGGAAGUUAAUUGAAUCCCCUAGCUCUGAUGUGUAUCUACAGUAGCUGGCAGCAGAGGAGUAGAAUGCUGUGACCUGUGAGUGGUGUUUCAAGUCUCCUACUUUCACUCAGUGGCCACCUCUCCUUCCAUUGGCUGACCUGUGGCGGUGCCCUCUGUUUCAGGACUGGCUGACGGAGAGCGCCAGGCUCAUCGCCAAGUCGGGCAACACGGUGGAGUGGGUGACACCCCUGGGCCUGCCCAUCAUUCAGCCCUACCACCGGACCCGGACGCAGAUGGUAAGACUAAAUGUAUCUUACUCUAGAUGUUGCUUAGUUAGAGCUCAGAGAAGCAUUAAAGUAACUGUCCAGUGUUUCCAGAUAUAUAUGAAAUAUGACCUAAAUGAAUGACAAUACAUAUAUUUUUUUAAAGGUAAUUAAGUAUGUUCAAAAGCAGCUUUUCUGUGUUGGAAUGGUGUGGGCGUACUCCAACAACAGAAUGGUAUAGGCGUAUACCGGUCAUUAAAAAUAUUAAUGUGAGUAGGCCGUUGAUUGGCCAGCACAUCUUCCAUGAGGAAAUAGUAAACAUUUUUGGAACAGUCUGUUUGAGAUACAAGUUUGAGGUGCGGUUUUUGAAGUGUUUUUAUUUUUCUCCAAUGUAUGCUUUGGCCACAAAUACGAGUAUAGGAUGAGUCGACAACAUUAUUUGGGUAUGAGUUAACAGAAUAUGAACUUUUAAAAGUACGAUUUUCACUGUAUACAAGCUCAGACAUGUCAAACGUAGUCCUUUUCAAAGGGAAAUAUAAGCGUAUUUAUACAAUAUAUGCAAAUGCAUAUAUGUUCUAUAGCUUAAUCAAUCUGGCUGUGGUCACCAUUAAUGCCAGUCACAUGUCCACUGCAGAGAUCAUGAAAAUAACAAGCAGACUAGGGUCCCUCAUAAGGUCCCUUUUUCCCCCUAAUUGGCCCACCUGGCAGACAGCUUGUUGUUUGGCUAUUAGUGUGUCUUGAGCUGGUAGAGGGGCCUAAAAGCAGUAGCAAAUUACAGGGCUCUCUUCACCUCACUUGACCUCUGCUGACCUCACUGACAGACAGGGGGAGGCAACCUCUGAAAGCUCCAUCUCUCAAGUUAUCCUCAGCACUUCAGGUGUCUCUAUCAGCUGUGUACUGGCCUGUCUCUAACAUGUAUUUCUGUCUUUGUCCCGGCUCAGUGCACUGCCACCUUGAGCAGGGCACCUCGCUCCUCUACUGCGCUGCGUGUGUGUGCAGUUGUGUGUGCGUGCAUGUGAGUGCGUGUGCAAACUGUGUGUGGGUUUCUGUAUAAGCACUUUGUGACAUCUGCUGAUGUAAAAAGGGCUUUAUAAAUACAUUUGAUUUGAUUUGAAAGUGAUGGGCUACAUUUUUCACCUCAGCCUGGUCAAACACCUCUCUUCUGUCACAGCGCCUACAGUAGCUAGCUGUGUGUUAGAUGUUGUAGAGCUAUUGAGCACUAGUUAGUAUCAUUCCUAGGGAACAAACUCUUUGUUAACAUGUCUCAGUAGGCUCGUAUUUAGCAUGCUAGCUCAAGUCAGGUUUUAUCAGUCAUUCAUGUCUUGUGUCCUAUUAUAAUUUCUGUCACCUCUGUGUGGUGGGUGGGCUGGGAAUCAAUGGGGAGAACUUGUAGUUCAAUCAUGGAUUCCACAUUAAUUUGAUCUUCCAUCAAUUUGUUAGAAAUGUCAAACAUAAGAACUGACUUGGGUGGUGGAAGUCUACCCUGUUUUAUUAGUGUGUUUGUUUACAGAAUGUCUAAUACUAAUCCAGUGUCCCCUCCCCAACCAAAUUACAUCAUCAAACCUACCUGACUCAAUCAUGUCCUCUUGCCUUUUCCCCUCAUGUCUCCUGCAGCUGAAGUGUACCAUCCAGGACCUGAGUCUCCAGAUCACCCACGACUCUAAACAGUAAGUUCUUCUUCCUCCCAGUGUUUUCGACUAGCGGCCUGGUCUGUUUGGUCUGUUUCGCAAGCGUUCCCGGAAGUGUCGCAAUGUUGCACCUCUGGGUUUAGAAACUCUGUGGCAUGAUGCUCCUUCAUCGUCUCUGUGAGUGAAUUUCAGGGCUCUAAAGUGCAACCAUUUUACUCACAUAUGUGCCUAAAAAUAGAUGUGUGCGAACUGAAACAGUAAAGUGUGAGCACAUGUGCGAGUUGUGAUAUAUAGCAAUAAAAAAUCCUGCAGUAGCUAUUUUCAAAGUAUUUCUGCCUUUUGUUUCGUAGCUGGUAGCUAAUCACACACAAAAAUAAAAAAUACGAAUAAUGUCUUAUUUCUAUGUGAAGAACUACGUAGAGCCCCAUAUAUCCCACCUCGCACAGCAACAGUGCCUGGACCGCAGCAACAUGCCUAGGGCACUGUGAGUGAAAUGCUGAAAGAUACAUUUUUAGGAGCGCACAGGUAUAGAAGUUGAUCGAAUUUACCCAAAAGUCUACUAAAGUGUGACUUUGUCCUUGUGUUUUUUGGCUAUUUACAUCGUUUUGUUCACACACUAGGUUGUUGUUCAAUGUUAGUUUGAGCUUGCUCAACUACUACUAGCAAAGAUAGGUCGGAAAAUCUCUGACAGACAUGUGAAUCCCACGUUACCAAGGUAAAGGCCCGCCCCUUAAAGGGGCAGCUGAACAUUUUUGUCUCACCCAAGUGACUCAAAUAUUUGAGGGUACGUUGUACUUUAUUGAGCAUGGAACACCCCAAAAAACAUUUAUUCAUGAAUUGUUUGUCAUUUCUUGAAAACACUUUUCCUCAAAUACCUUCAUUGUGCUCCUAAAUGUGAUCCUUGUAAAAAAUAAAAUAAAUAAUAAAGGCAGUGUAGAGCCCUGAAUUUGCACAUCCCAUGUCAUGUAGCCUAAGCGUUAACGAUGAGUCAAAAUCCACUUAGCCUUAUUAUUGUUUUCUGGUACAUUCAUUGAUUUUAUUUCGCGUUUCGUAUAGCAGCCAACAGGGGCUUUCAUCCAAGACUCAGUGUUAUUUUCCUCGACCCGAGCAUAAAGGGCAUUUAGCUCGUUUAGGAUUCCACCUCGUCGGAGGUCCUAGCGGGCUUUUUUGUAUGCGUCCAUGUCCGUGUCCCCUUGUAAGCGGUAGCUCUAGCCUUUAGCCCAUGGCGGAUACUGCCUGUAAUCCAUGGUUUUUGGUUUGGAUACGUUCGUCACUGUGGGGACGACGUCAUCUAUGCACUUAUUGAUGAAGCCCGUGACUGAUGUGAUAAACUCCUCAAUGGACAUUUAUAUUUGUCCAACCUUUCAGUUGGAAGACAGUAGCCAAAACAGCUGCAAGCCAGCAAUAUGUUUAACUUUCUAGCCAACACCCAAUUAGCUGCGAGCUUACACAGGACAUCUAAAGGAAGUGGAAGUAUAGAGUGCAGUUGUGUUGGCGAGUUACCCUGUUUUUUCUUUGUUAUUAAUUCAUAAUUCAUUCUGACCUACCUGUGCGCUGAUUCAUGGACUAAGACACUGGCUUUUCAGAUGCUUGCGUCAUCAUGGCCUUAAUUGUGUGUGGGUGCACAAGAGAGACACACUGUCUUUGUGUGUCUUCUCUGUGAACAACUGUUCUGUUUUCUGUCCACAGGAAGCCAGACACUGUGAAACAGAAGAAUGCCUUCCCUCCUAACUUUAUCCACUCUCUGGACUCCACACACAUGAUGCUGACCGCUCUCUACUGCUACAGGUACACUAAGGACUGACCUCUAACCUCUGACCCCCACCACACAGGACUGACCUCUGAUCACAUUCGCUACAACACUCUUAUCACCAUUCAGCUGAUACACUGUCUGCUCUCAAGACCCAUCUGAAUAACAGUUUCUGUUUGAUCCCAUAAACUGUUGUCAUAGUAUGUCACGUUGAUUCAAAUCUCAGUAUGUCUCACAGGCUGUGUAACCUCAUAUUACGGUGUACAGUUUCCACCACAAUUUCCUUCCACGGCGUCUAGCCCUAUGUCUCAUGUCUCUACUCUGUGUGCUCCUCCAGCGCCGGCCUGACGUUCGUCUCCGUCCACGACUGCUUCUGGACCCACGCCCUUACAGUCGACACUAUGAACAAGGUACUGUAG